CAUCUACUAAGAUCUUUUUUUUUUUUUAAUUAGGCACCAGAAGAGGGGGGGUGGGAAGGAAAAGAAACAGAAGUGAAAAACGUAACUCCCUGAGACUUGGAUGUAAGAGCAAUCAGAAGCAAUGGACUGGUUCCUGUACAGAACCGCUGCUGUUUUGUUCAUUUUAGGGGUGGUGGUGGAGAUUAACAGUGAAUUUCGAGUUCAGGUAAGAGAUUAUAACAGCAAAAAUGGCACCAUAAAGUGGCAUUCCAGCAGAAGGCAAAAGCGGGAAUGGAUCAAGUUUGCAGCAGCUUGUCGAGAAGGUGAAGAUAACUCAAAGAGAAAUCCAAUCGCUAAAAUUCAUUCAGACUGUGCCAAGGAUCAACAAGUUACAUAUCGCAUCUCUGGAGUGGGAAUUGAUCAGCCCCCUUAUGGAGUCUUUGUUAUUAAUCCAAAAACGGGUGAAAUUAAUAUAACAGCAAUAGUUGAUAGAGAGGUCAACCCAUAUUUCAUAAUCUAUUGCCGAGCUCUGAAUGCACAAGGUCAAGAUCUGGAAAAUGUUCUAGAGCUCAGGGUCAGAGUUCUGGAUAUAAAUGAUAAUCCUCCAGUAUUUUCAAUGACUGAAUUUGUGGGAAGUGUAGAAGAAAAUAGUUAUGCGAACACUCUGGUGAUGGUGAUAAAUGCUACUGAUGCCGAUGAACCGAAUAACCUGAACUCCAAAAUCGCCUUCAAGAUUGUCAGCCAGGAGCCUGCAGAUUCCCCAAUGUUUAUUUUGAACAGAUAUUCUGGAGAACUUCGAACCAUGAAUCCCUUUCUGGACCGAGAGAAAUAUGCUAUGUAUAGUCUUGUUGUAAGAGGCUCUGACCGGGAUGGAGGUGGAGAUGGGCUAUCAGCACAAAGUGACUGCAAAAUCACAAUUUUAGAUGUCAAUGAUAAUUUUCCAAGACUUGAACUCCCCACUUACACAAUAAAUAUAAAAGAGAAUAUGAUUAGCCAGGAAAUGGCUCGGUUCAGAGUAAUUGACUUGGAUCAAGAGGGAACAGAUAAUUGGUUGGCACUCUUCUUCUUUAUAUCGGGAAAUGAAGGAGGCUGGUUCGAAAUAGUAACUGAUGAAAUGACUAAUGAGGGAAUUUUCCGAGUUAUCAAGCCUCUUAAUUAUGAAGAAAUACAGAACAUGCAACUUAGCAUUGGUGUUAGAAACAAAGCCGAAUUCCAUCAUUCAGUUGCAUCUCAAUAUAAGAUAGAAGCAACUGUCAUCUCAGUAUCAGUUGAAAAUGUAAUUGAAGGAUCAGUAUUUGCUCCAGCUUCUAAUACUUACCGUAUAACUAAAGAUAUGGGGAAAAAUUCUGUCAUUGGAUCAAUGGUAGCAACUGAUCUGGACACAGGAGGACCUUCAAAAACAGUCAGAUAUAUAAUGGGAACAAAUCCUGGUGGUUUGCUAGCAGUUAAUGAAAGAACUGGUCAACUUACCCUGAACAAUGUAAUAACCAGAGAGGUAUAUCAAAGACUCAAUGGACACUAUGAAGGAACUAUUCUAUCCAUAGAUGAUACUCUCCAAAGAACUUGUACUGGUACCAUUAUUCUUGAUAUGAAAGACCUGGAAGAUCUCAAAACAGGAACAGACACUAAUGGCCCAGGAGAUAACAACGGAGGAGGAACUGAUGAUGGGAGCAGAGAUAAUACAGGUGAAACUUCCACCAACCAUCAGGAGGACAUUACUACCAACAAUUACGAUAUUACUUCUACUUCAGGUUAUGCCAACGGGAAUGGAGUUGAAGGUUAUCCUGGAGAUAAUGUACAUUUUGGUCCUGCUGGCAUUGGUCUGCUCAUUAUGGGAUUCUUGGUGCUUGGAUUGGUUCCAUUUUUGUUGAUAGCAUGUGACUGUGGGGGUGCCAGCGGUGUGGGAGGAGGCUUUGAGCCUGUUCCAGAGUGUACAGAAGGUGCAAUCCAUUCCUGGGCAGUAGAGGGACCCCAGCCUGAUGAUAUAAACAACAUCUGUGUGCCAGUUAUACCAGUGAUAGAUGCUACUGGAAAUAUGAAUGAAUGUAUUGACACAGCUGGAGUUUAUACAAAUGAAUAUGGAGAAAGAGAGAUGAGAGACCUAGGAGAAGGAGGAAUUGGAACAUCAAGAUUUGAAUUAUCAAAUGGAGUGAAAACAUCUGCAGUACCUGAAGUAUGUACAGGAUACUCUGGGACAUUAAGAAGGAAUUCCAUGAGAGAAUGUAGAGAAGGAGGCCUGAAUAUGAACUUCAUGGAAAGCUACUUCUGCCAGAAAGCAUUUGCCUAUGCUGAUGAAGAUGAAAAUAGACCAUCAAAUGAUUGUUUACUCAUCUAUGAUAUUGAAGGGGUCGGCUCUUCUGCUGGCUCUGUUGGCUGUUGUAGUUUCAUCGGAGAAGACGAGGAUGACAGCUUUUUAGACACUUUGGGGCCAAAGUUUAAGAAAUUGGCAGAUAUUAGCCUGGGAAAAGAGAUUGAUUCCUAUCCAGAUGUUGAUCACACUUGGCCACCAGAGAACACCGAACCCAGUUGUCCUCCCCAAGGAAAUGAUGUUUCUUUUGGACACCCACCAAUGUCUCCACAUUUUGGUACCACUACAGUUGUUUCUGAGAGUACCUAUCCCUCUGGGCCUGUCGUUCAGCAUCCUAUGCCUAUACCUGAUCCUCUGGGCUAUGGAAAUGUUACAGUGACUGAGUCAUAUACCACCACUGGGUCCCUGCAGCCCCCGGUACAUAUUCAUGAUCCUCGGCAUGGCUCAAAUGUUGUGGUGACAGAGAGGGUGGUAGGACCCAUCUCUGGCUCAGAUCUCCAGGGCAUGUUAGAUCUAACUGAUUUCAGAGAAGGGUCCAAUGUUGUAGUGACAGAGAGGGUAAUUGCACCAAAUUCAAGACUACCUACCUCAUUGAGUAUCCCUGACCCCAGAGAUACAUCAAAUGUGGUAGUAACUGAAAGAGUCAUUAGACCAACUUCUGGCCUGAUGGGCAAUCUAAGUAUUCAUCCUGAUUUAUCCAGUGCCCAUAAUGUAGUUGUUACAGAGAGAGUUGUUUCUGGUGCUGGGGUAACUGGAAUCAGUGGUGGUGGUGUUAGUAGUGUGGUUGGCAGCAAUGUGAGCAGAGGUGCUAUUACCAUGAGUGGGGGAGGUGUUAGCAUGAGUGGAGGUGGAAUAGGCUUGAGUGGGUCUGGCAUAAGUGGGGGUGGCAUUGAAAUGAGCAGCCUGGGAAGUGGGGGAGGUGGCUUGAGUAGCAUAGGUCUGAACAGCAGUGGCCUGAGUGGCAGUUCUACACUUGGCCAUGUGAGGAAUUCUGAUCAUUUUAACCAGACUAUUGGAUCAGCCUCCCCUAGUACAACUCGAAGCCGGAUCACAAAAUACAGUACCAUACAAUAUUCUAAGCAGUGAAUGUAUCUGAACCUUCUUCAGUGGCAGUUGUGAGCAAAAUUUAGCUAUUUUACCCCACACCAAAAUAGCAUAUCAGGGUUAUUUAUGAUGCACAUCUAGACUCUAAAAUUAUAGUAAAGUAUAAUGGGGUGACCCUAUAGUAUCCCAAUAUGAGAGAAAGAUUCUGUGACACCGUUAUCAGGAAAACCUCUCUCAGGUACAAUUCAGUCAUUUCUUCUAUUAGUGCUAAUGAAAAGCUGAAAGUGGAAUAAAGACAUGAGGUAGAUGUUGCAUUUAUCUAUGUGUGGCUUGGGGGAUGUUUCAAGUUGGGAGUAAACUAGGCCCAUAGUCAUAGGACAUCAUCUUCUUUGUGCUUGCGGUUUUCACUGGUUAGCUUGCUCUGGAUUGAAUUGCCUGCCAUGUUGCUCUGGUAAAACGGAAUGUGUACCAUGCUCAUGCAUUUGGGAAGAAUUUGAAUUGUGUACAAAGUACCAUUUUGCUUUCAUAGGUAAUAUAUAUAUAUAUAUAUAUAUAUAUAUGGAAAAAUAUACCGCAUACUUGAGCAAAAGUUAACCACUGUAAGAUUCUUUUGGAUUUUAUUGGAUAUUUAUUUUAAGGAUUCCCUAAAUCUCUCCAUCUCAACGGUAAUAAGAACUGUAAUUAGAAAAUAGGCCCCGGAAAGGAAUAACUGAUUAAGAAAGUAAAAAUAGGAAGAGGAUAUUUCAGGGCCAACCUGCCCAUGUUGCUGGAAUAUAGGACAAAGAGGAGUCCACAAGGGACACUGGGACUUGGUAUAAUUUCCUCCAAGGUCCCCAGAGCCACCAGAGUUCUAUGAACAAAAAGAGAGCCUUACAUUUCCUGGCUAGUGAUGAACAGUGAGAAUGAGUAUAAUUUCCUCUGUAGGGUCUAACUAUAGUAGUAGUGAAGGCUGUUCAUGUUACAGAGUAACAGAGCCACAAGACUCCACAUGUACAUCUUUAUUUAAUUCCUUCUCCUGUCCACCACUGUUUGUGAUUAUGAUAGAAACAAUAAACAAACAAACAAAUCUGCCAGGAGUACUGCACUUGCAGACUGAAAGAAGUCGUGUUUGCUAUUGCCACUCAAAGCUAAAUCACCUCUGUAAUCAUUGACUUGGCAGGACAUUAUCUCUUGACUAUCAUUUUCAGCAAGCAUUAUUAAUGCAUAUCCAGCCAUUUAUGCAUGUUUCAUAUAAACAUAUUGCCACAAUAUAGUUAACAGGGCUGAGAAAAACAGAAUGCUCACAAACACAUAUUUGGGGGUGGGAGUAGGGAAGUACUGUGGGAAUACCCAAGGGGACCUAGUUUGAUACACGGAAAAUAUUAAAUGGGGAACAAUUAGAAAAGAACUUUUCUGUACAGCAUUUGCUUAUAAUGUUGGUGGCUUUAACUGAGCUUCAGGUCUCUCUCUGCCUUCUGCUCUAUGCCUUUUUGAAGGGUUUGACUAGGAACUUAAACUGUUGUCCUUUUUGUGUUAGCAAAAACAUAAUAGCACUGAACAAAUCCAGAUCCAUUUCCCUAAUCCCCAAUGUGGAAUAUUUUAUUCGCAAUCUCAUUAUUCAGAUAUUGCUGGUUUGACUUUCAGUCACCUCCUGGCAUAUCUUACACACUCCAUUUUUUUAGUUAUUUUCCAAAUGUUGACAUAUGCUAGUUUUAUCCAGAUACAAAGCAAAGGUCAGCAAUGUCUUGUUUUUGUUGGAUUGUUUAUGUAUGGUUGCUACAUACUUUGUUAUAUAGUCUAAAUUUCUGAAGUCUAAUAAAAAAAUCAAAAUAAUAUUCUGUGCAUUGAGAAAUAUAAUUUUGAGAAAUGCAUCAUACUCCUGAAUGACAGAAAAAAAAGAUGUUUUUCUUAAAAUGUUCAUAUGUCUUGGUAUUGUUCCCAGUAAAAUAAAA
Phascolarctos cinereus (koala) is the source of this 5262-nucleotide messenger RNA. It is a transcript of the gene DSG1, whose product is annotated as desmoglein 1. The record is from RefSeq and is a predicted model, not a curated record. Lineage: Eukaryota; Metazoa; Chordata; Mammalia; Diprotodontia; Phascolarctidae. Gene Ontology annotation, molecular function: calcium ion binding; gamma-catenin binding. Gene Ontology annotation, biological process: homophilic cell-cell adhesion. Gene Ontology annotation, cellular component: plasma membrane; desmosome.